Messenger RNA from Protomyces lactucae-debilis, 1633 nucleotides. RefSeq names its product argininosuccinate lyase. The record is from RefSeq and is a predicted model, not a curated record. Lineage: Eukaryota; Fungi; Ascomycota; Taphrinomycetes; Taphrinales; Protomycetaceae. The coding region runs from base 34 to 1410 and encodes 458 amino acids. Gene Ontology annotation, molecular function: argininosuccinate lyase activity. The transcript has 2 exons. Gene Ontology annotation, cellular component: cytosol.
CGACACCUUCAUAAUCUCGACAAGCUAGCUACCAUGGCUAAGUUAUGGGGUGGCCGAUUCACUGGCGCGACAGAUCCGCUCAUGACGCGGUACAAUGAGUCGCUUUCAUACGACAAGCGCAUGUAUGCAGCGGACAUCCAGGGCAGCAUCACAUACUCUCGUGCCUUGCAGAAGGUCGGGAUCCUGGAUGAACACGAGACCAGUGAAAUCGAGCGAGGGCUCAAGCUGGUCCUGGAAGAAUGGAAAGCUGGUACAUUUGCAGAGCAAGAAGGCGAUGAAGACAUCCACACUGCCAAUGAGCGUCGCUUGGGCGAGAUCAUCGGUACGGCUAUCGCUGGCAAGCUCCACACAGGUCGUUCGCGUAAUGAUCAGGUGGCUACAGACAUGCGACUCUACUUGCGGUCUGAGAUUGACGACAUUAGUGCGACAUUGACCCAAUUCCUCGACAUUCUUGCAAAGCGUGCGGCCGUCGAAAUUGACGUGCUCAUGCCAGGCUACACGCAUCUUCAACGAGCUCAGCCUAUCCGCUGGUCUCACUUCCUCAUGUCGCAUGCAACCAACUUUUUGGGUGAUUUGCAGCGCAUCCAGCAACUCCGCAGCCGUGUCAAUCGUUCGCCUCUCGGCAGCGGUGCACUUGCGGGCAAUCCAUUCAACGUCGACCGUGAUUUCAUUGCUCAAGACCUUGGCUUUGAAGGUUGCCUCGAGAACUCCCUGUCAGCAGUCUCUGAUCGCGACUUUGUGGCAGAGUUCUUGAUGUGGUCGACGCUGCUCACCUCGCAUAUCUCAAAAUUCGCAGAAGACUUGAUCAUCUAUUCAACUGCGGAAUUUGGCUUUGUCAAGCUGUCAGAUGCCUACAGUACCGGAUCGAGUUUGAUGCCACAAAAGAAGAAUCCAGAUUCACUUGAAUUGCUUCGUGGAAAGAGCGGUCGUGUCUUUGGGCAAAUGUCUGGCUUUUUGAUGACCUUGAAAGGUGUUCCAUCAACGUACAACAAGGAUCUGCAAGAGGAUAAGGAGCCGUUAUUUGACUGUAUCCGUACAGUGGCAGACUCUCUUGGCAUUUUCACAGGCGUCGUGAGUACACUCAAUAUCAACAAGGAGAAGAUGCUCGCUGCUCUAGACGAUGGUAUGUUGGCUACUGAUCUGGCCGACUACCUCGUCCGCAAAGGCGUACCAUUCCGCAAAACGCACCACAUCUCUGGAGAAUGCGUCAAGUUCGCAGAAGAAACGAGCCGGCCUAUGCGCGAGUUGACACUGGAUGAGCUACAAAAGAUCGAUGCUGGCUUCGAAGAGGAUAUUAUGCAAGUAUGGAAUUUUGAGCAGUCUGUCGAGAAGCGUACUUCUCGCGGUGGUACUUCCAGAGCAGGUGUCGAGAAGCAGAUUGCACUGUUGAAGGAAGCUCUUCAGGCAUGAAAAUGUCUCUCUGACUAGUCAAGCUGCACCAUAGAAUGCUAGUGAAGCUAUUUUGAAGAGCCAUGCAAGAAGAUGCACCUAUGGAUGCUUGUUAUUGGCACCAUUUUGACUCAUGCAUUGCAUAGGGACGGCAAAGUUGAGCUUCGAUAGUGCCACACGGACGCAGCCCAUUCACUCACGGUUCAACAAACCAUGAGUGUACGAGCCGCAUCAGAUCUUGAGU